GUGAUAUUCUCUUAUUAAUAAAACUUCUAAAUUAUCAGUAUCAAUUUUAUCAUGGUAUCAGAGCCAAAAUCCUGGAAACCAAAAUUAUAGGUUUUCACUUUCCCAUAUUUUCUUUUAUGGCGGACAGAUUGCCACACGUCGUUUCUUGGAUAAUUGAUUCUGGAGCCACUGAGCAUAUCACAUGUGAUGAUAUUAAUCUUUUUAAUAUUAUCAGUCCUGCGACAGAACCAUCAGUCAAAAUUCCUAACGGUGAAUCCAUUCCAUUUCAUGCCGUGGGAAGUUUAUACUUACCUAAUGGGUUCCAUCUUGAACGCGUUCUAUACAUUCCAAAAUUCCAAUGCAACCUACUUUCAGUUAGUCGCUUAACAAGCGAUCUGAACUGUACAUUUACAUUUUUUCCAGACUUCUGUAUUUUACAGGACGUACCCUCUAGGAAGCUGAUUGGCGUGGGUAAAUUCCGUAAUGGUCUCUAUUACUUGGAAUGUCCAAAAAGUGAAGCGGUAGCAAUGUCAGUCUCAGUUACCUCUAAUUUAUGGCAUCAACGUUUGGGGCAUGCAUCUGAUGGAAAAUUACAUCACAUUAGUUCUCUCAAGGGAUUUCACCGAAGCAACAAUUUCUGUGAUCCUUGCGUCCGAGCUAAGCAGACUAGACUACCUUUUUCUACAAGUGCUAUUAAAACAACUCGCUGUUUUGAGAUGAUACAUUGCGACAUUUGGGGACCUUAUAGGUGUGAUUCAAUCUCCGGUGCAAGGUAUUUUCUAUCUAUAGUUGAUGAUUUUACUAGAGGUGUAUGGGUUUAUUUAAUGAAAAAUAAAUCUGACGUUCCUCAAUUAUUAAUCCAAUUCUGCAACAUGGUCAAUACCCAAUUUGAGCAAAAGGUCAAACGAAUACGGACUAAUAAUGGUGUAGAAUUUCAAACCAACAUUUUAUUUGAUUAUUAUAGACGGAGUGGAAUAUUGUUGGAAACAUCAUGUACAGACACGCCACAACAAAAUGGAGUUGUUGAGCGUAAGCAUAGACAUAUAUUGGAAGUGGCAAGGGCACUACGUUUCCAGUCUGGCUUACCUAUUGAUUUUUGGGGUGAAUGCAUAUUAACUGCUGUUUAUAUUAUUAACUAGUUUUUUCAACGCGCGUUGCGCGAUAGAGAUAAUUCCCAAACUAUUUCCUAUAACUUAAAGCCCUAACCUUGUUUUAGCACCUUAUAUAGUCUCCGCAAACAAAAAUGACUGCAAUCUUACUUAUUUUGAUUAUUAUAUAAUUCAAUAUUUCAACGUAUGAAAUCAUAAGUUGUGUGUUGGUGAAAGAGUUGUUUCAUAAGAUUGAUAAGCCGAAAAACACGAUCACCAAAGAGGCUCUUAAUAACAAUCUUCUCCUUAACUAACAAAAAAAAUAAGAAUCUUCUAAUAUUAAUAAUAAAAAUAAUAAUAAAUCAUGUCCGAAAUUUUCUAAUUCGGUAUGGAUCUUUCUCAUCUGAUAUGAUCGAGUUUUUCUGAUGUGAGAAGAAUUUUUCUGAUAUGAUAUGAUCUAAUCCAAUUUUUUUAUCUGAUCUAAAUGAAAUAAGGGGAAGAUGUGCUACACUAUUAACGAUUGUUUUUAGUAUAGCAGCAAGUGCAAUGAUCCACACUUCACUCCUCUUUAAAAAAAUGGGAGAUUAAGAAUGUCACACCAUUUUUACGGUGAUAUUUGACUUUACGCCCUAUUUUCAAAAUCAUUAAUGUAUGCACGCCAAUUCGAUCCACACUUGGGGUGCAUUCUAUGGAGUAUAUAUAUUAAAGAGUAGUGAUUUUGAAAAUAGAGUGGAAAGUUAAAAUAUCACUCAAGAGUAUCGCCACAAUUAAAAAAGCCUAAAAUAUUAGCCCAAUAUUUUUG
This is a messenger RNA of Cuscuta epithymum, 1869 nucleotides long. Lineage: Eukaryota; Viridiplantae; Streptophyta; Magnoliopsida; Solanales; Convolvulaceae. The record is from the annotation of a GenBank genome assembly.